AUGUCUUCUUUACAAGGUUUAAUUUUCGGUAUUAUCAAUAUUGUUGGAAAUUUCGGAACUGUAUUUGUUGAUAAUGCUUAUUGGCAAAGAGCAAUUGCUUCAAAACCAAGUUCAACCGUUCAUGCUUAUUUGAUUGGUGGUUUGGCUUGGUUUGCAAUUCCAUUUACCUUAGCCACCACAAUGGGUCUUUCUGGUGUCGCCGUUUUUAAUAGCGGUAAUUCAACCUUGUCUGAUAGUGUCGUUUCUUCUGGAUUGGUCCUUCCUUUGGCUGCUACUCAUCUCCUGGGUACAGCUGGUGGUUUUGCUGCUUUAGUACUUGUAUUCAUGGCUGUCACUUCUGCCUCUUCGGCUGAACUUAUUGCUGUAUCAUCUAUUUAUACUUAUGAUAUAUAUCGUACCUACAUUCACUCUGAUGCACCAGGAAGUAGAGUAAUUAAUCAUUCUCACUAUUCCGUUAUUGGAUUUGGUAUAAUAAUGGGUGGACUUGCUGUUAUUCUGAAUUUUAUUGGUAUAGACUUAGGAUAUAUGUACUUGCUCAUGGGUAUAAUAUCAUCACCUGCU
Messenger RNA from Racocetra persica, 561 nucleotides. The record is from the annotation of a GenBank genome assembly. NCBI's taxonomy places the organism in Eukaryota, Fungi, Glomeromycota, Glomeromycetes, Diversisporales, Gigasporaceae.